Messenger RNA from Protopolystoma xenopodis, 705 nucleotides. Lineage: Eukaryota; Metazoa; Platyhelminthes; Monogenea; Polystomatidea; Polystomatidae. The record is from the annotation of a GenBank genome assembly.
AUGGAAUCAAGAACCAAUUACUCUCAUGAUAUGGAGAAAUCCAUUACUACUGGAAUCAACAUGCAUCUAUCCGGAGAGCAAGCUUACAAUUGCAUGGCCUCCAUAUGCAUGAGUGAUAACGUCUCCAUGCCUUACUUUAGCGAGUUUCUGCGCCUCUGUGGCGUGCGUAUGCGUCAGACCGCUGAAAGUCUUAUCGAGUACCAGGCGAUCCGAGGUGGACAAUGGCAACUGCCAGAGAGUAUGAAACCACUUGUCUCUGUGCCCAUUAUGAGCCAUAACGAGAAGGAUAUCAACGGCUUGAUCUGUCAUCUGAUAGAGCUCGGUCUGGAGAUGGAGCGCAAGACGGAGCAGUACCUUCGUGAUCUCUGUCAAGUGGCUACUGGCAAGCAGGACAUCGAAACUGUCGGUUACAUUCAAAAAAGUCUGCUCAGGCGGCAACGCUUCAUCAUUAAAGUCAUGGUUACGCACCAAACUGGACUCAACCUUAGCCAAAAUGCCUGGCUAUACUGCAACAUGGUAAUACGCCCGUUCUUGAAUCAGGUCAAGGAAUGCAUGCGAACCAACAGCCACCAUUUUAGUUCACACUCCUCGACCCAAAUGGUUAGAAACACGACCAACUCUCAAUCAAGUUCCGAUAGAGAUAACAAAAGCAUGGAUUCAGAAAACUCGAUAGAGCGUCUUUUCCUCCAGAGUUUUAGCAACUGA